This is a messenger RNA of Microplitis demolitor, 2700 nucleotides long. RefSeq names its product calponin homology domain-containing protein DDB_G0272472. The coding region runs from base 147 to 2429 and encodes 760 amino acids. The record is from RefSeq and is a predicted model, not a curated record. The transcript is spliced from 11 exons. NCBI's taxonomy places the organism in Eukaryota, Metazoa, Arthropoda, Insecta, Hymenoptera, Braconidae.
UCUUAAAACAGAACUGUCCGAACUAUCACCGUGACCGCACCGACAAUCUGCGGAUUAAAAAAAAAAAAAUCAUUUGAAUAUUUUUAAUUUAUUUAUCGAAGUUUGUUACUGUUUGUUUGAAUUUUUAUCAAAACCGAUUAUCGAAAAUGGUUUAUGAAAGCGAUUUCUACACAACCCGACGACCCUACACACGCCCGAUUUCUUCGCACUACACCGUGACGGUGAACAAAUUACCUCAUCAUUUACCUUACAUUGCACACAAGAAGCUCGUCAGUGUUAUCCAUACACCUUAUCCAGUUAUUUUUCAUGCGUACACUGUACCCGUGCCAAUAAGAAUUUAUUCCCGAGUAAGACCCAGUGUUAUUGCUGCGGAAUUGCAGAGGAUACGUAAUCAAACACGACCUUCUAGUACUUCUUAUGUGUCGAGAUACCUAAACUCCAAGGAUAAUAUUUUGUUUGAUGAUGAGGCAAGAGAGAUUCGCGCAAGAGCUGACUCAUUACUUCGACGAAUUCAUGUCUUUGUUCCACGACCAACCUCAAGUGAUUUUGCUGAGGUAUUGGUACCCGAACGUAUGCGCAGUGAUGACUACAUAAGACGUGUAUUGACAUCACGUAAAAAUGCUAAAAAAGAUGAACCAGCAAAUUGGUAUGAAUCACCGGAACAUCGUCAAUUCGGAACUGGAAACUUGGCAUCUGUUACUUACACCGGUGGCAAACCCCAUUCACGUAGGAGGCCAUACUACAAAGUUGCCGAUUUACGUGCAGCUGAUGUUCAAAGUGACGUCAAUCUUCUCAGUUACUACGCAAAGAAUCGCCAGGCUGCGGCCAGUGCCUAUCCUGAUCCUCCGCUCACCGAAAGGGAGCUAAGAAAGGCACGUGCAUUGGCGGAAGACCGAGUUUAUCUAGUACCUAGAAAAGCAUCACCAGAUCCAGAACCCAUUUAUAAACCAGAUUUAGCAAAUAUUUAUCAACCGGAACCUAAAUGGUCUCAGGAAACGGAACUGGUUUCAAAAUUAGCACGUGAACCAGAACCAGAACCAGAAUUAGUUAAUGGUCAUGAACAAAAAUGGAUGACUGAAUCAGAAUCAAAAUUAGAAUCUGAACAAGAACUAGAACUAGAAUUGAAACCAGAACCAGAACCAAUUGUUGAGACCAAAACAAAAUCAAAACGAAAAACAGCCAAAACAAAACCGAUAGUUAAUAAUAAGCUAGAAUCAGAACCUGAACCAGUUAAAGAACCUGUACUUGUUGAACCAGAACCAGUGGCAGAACCAAAACCAGUAGCAGAAUCAAAACCAGAACCUGUAGCAGAACCAGAAUCAGUAGCAGUAACAGAAUUAGAACCAGAAGUUACUGAAUUAGAACCAGAACCUGAAAAAGUAGAACCUCAAGUAGAAUUGGAACCGCAAUCAAUUGAGCCAGAAGUCGUAUCAUCUGAAGUUAAGUCAGAACAAGAAAUCGAGGAAACGGAACCCGUAGAAAAAAAUGUUGAGCCAAUAGAAAAUGAGGCAGAGACAGUAGAAAAUGAAGUAGAACUCGUAGAUAAAGAUGUUGUGAUCAUUGAAGAAGGUCAAGACCUUGGUCCGGAACAAUUGCCUCCGUUAGAAAAUGACGAAGGUGUACCAGUUGAACACGGUGACGAAGAAGAAGAAGUUGCAGAGAAAUCAGACUUCUUGCCCGCAGACAAAGUCGAGCAAGAGGUCAACCAAGAAGAAGAUGAUGACGUAUUACAGCGUAAACUUGAUGAAGAGGAAUUGAGAAGGCAAGUGGAGGAACUUAAAAGGCAAGCUGAGGAGGAGAAAAGGAGGCAAGCCGAGGAGGCCAGGUUGGCCGAAGAAAGGUGGAAGGCGGAAAUUGAGGAACGGGUGCGUCUUGAAGAGGAAGCACGUCAGGCAAGGCUUAAGGAAAUUGAAGAACAGGAGCGACUGGAGGCUGCUAGACAGGCUGAGGAAGCGAGAAUCGAAGCUGAACGCAUACGUGAUGAACGCAUUGCUGAAGAACAGAGACGAGCUGCUGAAGAAGAAGCUAUACUGGCACUUGAGGAAGAAGAGCGUUUCGCUAUUGAAAAAGCUUCUGAAGAAGCUCGUAAGCGACAAGAACGUGAGGAAAAAUUGGUCUCCGAAGUUGAUCUUGGGGUAGCAGAUGAUGCUCAGGCUCCUGAAUCGAGUGCAGAUGAGUGCCAUUGCCACGACAAUGUUAACUCGCAUGAUCGUGAGGAAAGGCCGGACAGUCCUGAUGCUGAUGACGAUACUCAAAUUGAAGAAGAAGCUGCUUGUAUAUCAACAGAUCACGAGGAUCUGAGCGAACAUCCUUACGACGGUGAACAUGAAGGUUUUAAUAGUGUAAAUGAUUUAGAUACUCCAGUAGAUAACUCUGUGCGAAUUGAAGAAGAAAUAAACACAGAAGAUGAUGAUGACGAGGUGGCCUAAUUGAUAAUUAAAUUAAAAUUACUUUUAUAUAAUUAUUAUAUUCUUUUCAUGCUACAGCUUUAGCAAUUUUUGAUUAAGAAUAUGAUGCGUAUAUACACACUCAAGCUAAAAAGUAUAUUGUUUUAUAAUGCCGUCCUUCAUUCACCAUCAUCGAGUUGUUUUAUGUAAGAUCAUGUCAUUUUUGUUUUACUGUCAACAAUAAUACAAUUUAGUGUCAUUUUUUUAUUGUUUAUUAAUACAAAUAAUAAUCGUCAAAUGGCUUCUAUGAGUG